This is a messenger RNA of Geosmithia morbida, 789 nucleotides long. RefSeq names its product exodeoxyribonuclease V alpha subunit. NCBI's taxonomy places the organism in Eukaryota, Fungi, Ascomycota, Sordariomycetes, Hypocreales, Bionectriaceae. The record is from RefSeq and is a predicted model, not a curated record. The transcript has 2 exons. The coding region runs from base 1 to 789 and encodes 262 amino acids.
AUGUCCCACUCUCAGGGUAACGUGCAGCCGGCAACCGACACCCUGCAGAGAACCCUACUUGUGAUGCUUAACUUGGGAGAGGGGAAAGUACAUAUAGUACUCGACGCCAUGGACGAAUGCAGCGAAAGGCGCGACUUGAUUCGUUUUGUCAAGGACGUGGUCACGGACGAUAAGCUCAACACCAUCCAGCUAGUCGCUACCGGUCGACCAGAGCAAGAUUUCCUAGGUAAAUUCCCACGCAUAGUCGCCGAAGGGAGCUGCAUAGCCCUCGGCAUAGCGUCCAUAAGCUCCGACAUACGAUCGUAUGGGACAGAAAUAGUCGAGAGCGCAGAUUUCGAGAGAGGGAGCGAGCAAGAGGAUGCGAGGAAGAAGACCUGCCAUGGCGUUGAGCAAAGCAAGUGGAAUAUAACACGACUCUGCCCAAGCCUAGUCUCGAUCGUCGACUCUACAGACGGUCAGCUCCAGGAUUCCUCCGACACGCUGGUGGCGUAUGAACUACAUAUAGCCCAUCCAUCCGUCAAGGAGUACAUCCUAGGAAAGGAGGGCUUCGGGAUUAGGCAGACCAGCGUCCCUAUGACGCUGCGUUAUCCUACCCACCUUGAUAUCAUGGAAGAUGCUGACCUAGCCUCCACGUGUAGAUCCCCGUUCGCAACAUUGGCGGCCGCCACAUGCCCGAGCAACUCCGGAUCGUCCGAGCAGCUGAAGGAAUCUGCAGCGGAGACCCUCACAUUUCUAAGAGAGAUGACGACAUGCAGGCUUUGGACAGAGGCCAACGGAAGGCUGCGGUGA